This is a messenger RNA of Hypoxylon fragiforme, 1398 nucleotides long. Its product is annotated as quinone oxidoreductase. Bases 177 to 1277 code for a protein of 366 amino acids. Gene Ontology annotation, molecular function: oxidoreductase activity; zinc ion binding. The record is from RefSeq and is a predicted model, not a curated record. The transcript has a single exon. NCBI's taxonomy places the organism in Eukaryota, Fungi, Ascomycota, Sordariomycetes, Xylariales, Hypoxylaceae.
AAGCGCGUAAUGUCAAAGGGAUAUCGAAACCUCCUAUAUAUGAGGAGGGUAAUCCAUAAUUUAGGGGGCUGUAGUUCUCCGAUUGUAAGCCAAGAAUAUAAUUGUUGUCACAAUACUGAAGCGCACCCAUCUUUCGAAGGAUAAACAUAUAUCACCAAAAUUAUUCCUUGACAGAAAUGGCCCCCUCUACUAUGCAAGCCGUAGGAGUUACCGAGUAUGGCCCCAUCGAGAACUUGCGAGCGAAGGAAGUUCCUAAACCACCAAAGCCAACCGACAGGCAAAUGUUGGUUCAGGUGAAAGCCAUCUCAGUCAACCCUAUCGACUUGAAGGUCCGCGGUGGCAUCUAUGACGACCCCCCUGAGUACUACGAACGAGUUAAGUCACUGACUCAAGAAUCGCCCAACUUCCAUAUCAUCGGCUACGAUGGUGCUGGGGUUGUCCUGGAGACGGGGCCGGAAGUGAACCAUUUCAAGGCUGGUGAUGAUGUCUUUUACCUUGCAAACCCCGCCAAGCAAGGGACUUAUGCCGAAGAGGUGCUCGUGGACGAGCGCCAUGCUGGCCAUAAACCUCAGUCGCUAGACUUCGUUCAGGCGGCGUCAAUGCCACUUACUUACGCCACAGCUUACGAAUCUCUAGUUGACCGGCUAGAAAUAAAACAAGGGGAAAAGGCAGCAGUCUUAAUCAUCAACGGUGGUGGGGGAAUGGGGUCGAUCACGUCCCAAAUCGCUCGGAACGUGCUAAAACUGCCCAUCGUCAUUACGACAGCCUCGAGGCCAGAGACGGUCGAGUUCUCCAGGAAGAUGGGCGCGACACACGUGAUCAAUCAUCGCCAAGACAUUGUCAAGCAGAUCCAGGACCUCGACCUCCCGGCGGACACGCCGCUGAAGUAUGCGUUCAUCACGUCGCGAACGGAGCAGUACCUCGGGCCUGUUGCGGACGUGCUGGUACCGUUUGGCAAGAUCUGUAGCAUUGUACAGGCCAAGUUCGACAUGUACGGGACGCAGAUGAUGAGCAAGUCGCUAACGUUCGCGUGGUGCUGGCUGGGGACUGGAGUGUACCACAACUACCUUAAUGAUAAAGAGGAGAAGCACCACGAGUGGUACGAGGAGAUGGCUCAACUGAUGGAUCAAGGUACUAUAAAGUGCCACCUUAUGCAGAGAGUUAGGCUUACGGCGGAGGGGAUUAGGGAGGUGCAUAGAAGACUUGAUGCUGGGAAGGCUAUUGGGAAGAUAGCUCUUGGGGUGGAUGAGCCUGGAGAGGGGAGGGCAUUUUGUUGAUUUGGGUAUGUGAUAUGAGGUUUACAGGUUCAUGUACCGUAUAACAUUGAAGUUGAAUAACACCGGGAUUAUUGAUGUUUCUUGUAAGUUGUGAUAGUAUUUAACUGAUCACGUGUGGCCC